Sphaeramia orbicularis (orbiculate cardinalfish) is the source of this 7180-nucleotide messenger RNA. RefSeq names its product zinc finger MIZ domain-containing protein 1-like. Gene Ontology annotation, molecular function: zinc ion binding; SUMO ligase activity. The record is from RefSeq and is a predicted model, not a curated record. Gene Ontology annotation, biological process: regulation of transcription by RNA polymerase II; protein sumoylation. The transcript is spliced from 25 exons. Gene Ontology annotation, cellular component: chromatin. The coding region runs from base 491 to 3718 and encodes 1075 amino acids. Lineage: Eukaryota; Metazoa; Chordata; Actinopteri; Kurtiformes; Apogonidae.
GACCGUGGGUCCCUUUGGUAAUAGAAUAGCCAAUGUAAUUUGACACUUCAACUUACUGCGCUCUCUCCGAGUCUAUUCAGUUACUCACCCACUGACGUUGAGCCCGUUCUCAGUGGCCGUGAGGGGGGAAGAUAUUUAAAAAACAGGAGCCGAAAAUUACCGGAGGAGUUUCUGCGCGUAAUAAGCCCGGGCCUGGAGACGUGAGGUGCUGGAGUGUUUCUCUUCCUCGGGUGUGAAUGGGUGGGGGGGUCCUGGUGGCGACAAAUCAAGGAUAGAAGUCGACACAGGUGGAAAUAAUCUUUGAAAUCUGGAUUGUGGAAUCUGGUUGCCACUUGCGGGUUUUUGUUGGUCUCCAGAAGCUUCUCAGCUGCAUCGCAAAAGACGCCAAGAUUGGCUGAGGAGCAACCGGUAGUCUGUCACGUCACUCGGCCACGACACGAGCGCUCCAGUUUAAUGGCUGGCAGGUAGAGGCCAAAGAGGGACAAUCAACAUGAACUCGAUACCGUCGAUGGACAGACACAUACAGCAGACCAAUGACCGUCUGCAGUGUAUCAAACAGCACUUACAAAAUCCAGCAAAUUUCCAAACGGCAGCAACCGAACUGUUGGACUGGUGUGGCGACCCCCGAGCCUUCCAGCGUCCCUUUGAGCAAAGCUUGAUGGGAUGUCUAACGGUGGUGAGCCGCGUAGCAGCGCAGCAGGGCUUCGACUUGGACCUGGGCUACCGGCUCCUGGCUGUGUGCGCUGCCAACAGGGACAAGUUCACUCCAAAAUCAGCAGCUCUUCUGUCCUCCUGGUGUGAGGAGCUGGGACGCCUCCUCCUCCUCCGUCACCAGAAGAACAGGCAGAACGAGCCUCCGGGAAAAGUGCCCAUGCAGCCCCCCAUGAGCUCCAUGAAGCCCGGCCUCUCACACGGAGAUGGGUCUUUUCCCUAUGACUCUGUUCCCUGGCAACAGAACACCAAUCAGCCUCCAGGUUCUCUGUCUGUGGUGACCACUGUGUGGGGAGUGACCAACACCUCGCAAAGCCAGGUUUUGGGGAACCCCAUGGCCAAUAACAACAAUCCCAUGAACCCCGGGGGUAACCCUAUGGGCUCGGGCAUGUCCGGUAACAACCCGGGGAUGAACUCGCCUCAGUUCUCCGGUCCUCAGCAGCAGUUCCCCAACAAAGGCAACUCCAACCAGGGCUACAUGCAGCAAGGCAUGUACGGACGCCCCAACUACCCCGGAGGAGGAGGGUUCGGUGGAAAUUACCCUGGAGGGCCUAAUGCUGGACCCGGUGGAAUGGGCAUCCCUCCACACUCCCGUCCUCCGUCAGACUUCACCCAACCUGCCGCUGCAGCCGCCGCCGCUGCAGUCGCCGCCGCUGCCGCCACGGCGACCGCCACUGCCACGGCAACUGUCGCUGCCCUGCAGGAAACCCAGAACAAGGACAUGAACCAAUACGGACCGAUGAGUUCCUCUUUCCAGAUGGGACCAAACCAGGCGUACAACAGCCAGUUCAUGAACCAGCCGGGACCUCGCGGACCCCCAUCCCUCCCUGGCAACAUGGGCAGCGGCAUGAACACUUCCAACAUGAGUGGCCCCCCCAUGGGGAUGAACCAGCCCAGGGGCCAAAGCAUGGGGCCUUUCGGGGCCCACGGCCAAAGGAUGCCCCAGCAGGGAUACGCGGGUCCGAGGCCGCAGGGCAUGGGUAUGCAGGGCAUGAAGAGGCCGUACCCAGGGGAGCCAAACUAUGGUGGGCAGCAGUACGGACCAAACAACCAGUUCCCCAACCAGCAGGGCCAGUACCCUGCCCCCAACGCCUCCAGGCCGCUGCCGUCCCCCAACUACCCCGGCCAGAGGAUGCCUGGACAGCAGAUGCAGGGCCAGUACCCACCCCCCAGCGGCGCCAUGGGCCAGUACUACAAGCAAGAGCCUCCUUUCAACGGCCAAACGAAUAACUUCUCUGGGAGUGGAUAUCAGUACAACCAGGGAAACAUGAAUGGGCCUCCCCGACCUGUGGGUAACUACCCUCACUCCCCAGUGCCAGGAAACCCCACCCCCCCAAUGACCCCAGGAAGUAAUAUCCCUCCAUAUCUGUCGCCAAACCAGGAUGUGAAGCCGCCCUUCCCUCCUGACAUCAAACCAAAUAUCACCGCUCUCCCUCCCCCUCCAGCCAACCACAACGAGGAGCUGCGCCUCACGUUCCCCGUGCGGGACGGCAUCGUCCUCGAGCCCUUCAGGCUAGAACACAACCUGGCCGUCAGCAACCAUGUCUUCCACUUACGUCCAUCUGUACACCAGACACUCAUGUGGCGGUCGGAUCUGGAGCUGCAGUUUAAGUGCUACCACCAUGAAGACCGCCAGAUGAACACCAACUGGCCGGCAUCGGUUCAAGUCAGCGUCAACGCCACGCCACUUACCAUCGAGCGGGGAGACAAUAAGACUUCCCACAAACCCCUGCACUUGAAACAUGUGUGCCAGCCGGGAAGGAACACGAUCCAGAUCACAGUCACUGCCUGCUGCUGUUCGCAUCUGUUCGUGCUGCAGCUGGUCCACAGGCCCUCGGUCCGCUCUGUCCUCCAGGGCUUAUUGAAGAAGAGGCUUCUUCCUGCAGAGCAUUGCAUCACCAAAGUCAAAAGAAACUUCAGCAGCGUAGCAGCGUCAUCAGGCAACGCCAACCUCAACGGAGAGGACGGGGUGGAGCAGACGGCCAUCAAGGUUUCCCUGAAAUGUCCAAUCACCUUCCGGCGAAUACAGCUUCCAGCGAGAGGCCACGACUGCAAACACGUUCAGUGUUUUGAUUUGGAAUCGUAUUUGCAACUGAACUGUGAGCGGGGGACAUGGCGAUGUCCAGUGUGCAAUAAAACAGCGUUGUUAGAAGGCCUCGAGGUGGACCAGUACAUGUGGGGAAUCUUAAACGCCAUCCAGAAUUCGGAGUUCGAGGAGGUGACGAUCGACCCGACGUGUAGCUGGCGGCCGGUGGCGAUCAAAUCCGACAUCCACAUUAAAGAGGAUCCGGACGGACCGCUGGCCAAGAGGUUUAAGACAAUGAGCCCCAGUCAGAUGAUCAUGCCCAACGUGAUGGAGAUGAUCGCUCAGCUCGGACCGGGGCCGUCGCCGUACCCGUCGCUACCUGCUCAGCAAGGAGGCAACAACAGCGAAUACAGCAGUCAAGGCAACAGUUACCAGGGACACGGGAACUUCGACUUCCCCCACGGUAACCCCGGUGCGACGUCGAUGAAUGAUUUCAUGCACGGCCCACAGCUGUCCCACCCCCCGGACAUGCCCAACAGCCUGAUGAGCCAAGACAAGCCCCUGUCCCACAACAUGCCUGACUCAAUACCUCACUCUGCCGCCAAUGACCCGUCUCAUGGCUCGUUGCAGCAGAGCUUACAUGCGUCUCCUCACCCUGGGAGCCAAUCAGGGCAGCAGCUCCACCACAGCGGACCGCCUCAGCCGUCGCGGCAGGCUCCGCCCCCUCAGCAGCAGCAGCCGCCCCCACCGCCGCAGCAGCAACAGCAGCAGCAGUCCGGCCCUAACAACCAUCCCCAUGGCGACCUGUCCUUCAACCCAUCCAACAGUUUGGACGGCCAAGCGGGGUCGGACAUGCCGGAGCCAUCUUUAGACCUUCUUCCAGAGCUCGCAAACCCAGACGAGCUGUUGUCGUACCUGGACCCCCCGGACCUCCCCAGCAAUAGCAACGACGACCUUCUAUCGCUCUUCGAAAACAACUGAGGCCAUUCAGACACAUAUGAACUUCUCUGACAGCCUGCAGUUUCCCUGAGAACCCAGGGCGCUCGCUCAGUACUUGACAAACACAAAGAUGCACUCCCUUUCUCUUCUUCCUCUUGUACAGUUUUCAUUCGCCAGCGCAGAUUGACUGAAAGAGGUUAAAACACAAAGACACGGCAGGAUGGAAGGGGGCGGGGUCAGGGGUCGGCCCCGCCCUCUCGCUCCCUGUUGCGAUACCUAUGAACUGUGCAGCUAUACUCAGUUGAUUUUUUUAUGCCACACACAGGUGUUUGUGUGCACAUUAGGAACGUGUUGUAGCAUUUUUUAACCAUGUUUUGUUUCCUUUUUGAGAAAAAAGGAAUUCACUGUAAAGAGAAAAAGAAAAAAAAAAAAAACCUGCGCUAUCUGGCCGGUGUGCAUUUCUGUCCAUGUAAUGUUAUUCCAGUCUGAGAGGCCACAGCUUCCUGUUGUCACAGCUCCAUUCCCUCACUGGUUAGUCUGGUUCUGUUCUGUUCUCCACACAUUACGUAAAAAGCACAAGAGAUUUCGGCAAUGCAAAAAAACAAAACAAAACAAAAAAAAAAAUCUGUCUUUACAACAAAAAUCUGUCAAAAAUGUUUUUUAGAGCGGUUUUUUGCUGAAUGCCAACAUUUUAAAAAGCUUUUUGGGAAUGAUCGGCUUCCACUUUGUCUACGAUUGUGAUACAUACAUAAAUAUUUUUGUCAAAAAGAGAUAUCCUCUGAGGGUUGACAGCUGGAACGGAUUUCGGCCUUUAAUCCACACAACACACACAAACACAAAGAAAAAAAACACACAUUUGUACUUCACCGUAUUGUAUAGUAGUCAUCCUCCUUUAAUGGAAAUGAAAGGUACAAUAUGAGAGAUUGGGGUUCCUGUGACGAUCCUGCUGCACUUAUUGCUUCCUGCUAAACCUCCUUCCACGCCGUCUGCUCUGCAUGAGCCUGGUGUCACUUGUGCGUGUGUUUUAUUUGAUUAUUUUUUAUUUUAUUUUCACUAAGUUCUCUCCCCUUGUUAAAUAAUGUUCCAGUAGUCUACAAAGUGCAUGUGUGCCAAGCCCUCGUCUAGUGCUGUUCCAAGUGGUUAAAAAAACAAAAAAUAUAGUUUUUUUUUUUUUGUACAUUUGUUUUAUGAUUUCUGUCUAGUCUGAUUUAUUUAACACUAACGUUGAAGGGAUAAAGCUGUCAGCAGUACACUUAUCAUGUAUUUGCUGAUUUUGUUUUUUUUUUUUUCUGGUUUUUAUUUGGAUUUUUUUUGUUGUCGUUGCUGCAUAAUUACACUAUCCAUAAAUCGUUUUUUGGGAAACUGCUCACCAAAGUUAGAGGGAUGAGAACGGAGAUGUUUGUGUUUGCUUGGUGCUGUGUAAGACUGAGAGUAUGUAUGUGUGUGUGCGUGUGUGAGUGUGUGUGAGUGUGUGAUAGGAGGUCGUAUAUACAGUAGCGGAGGUUUUAUCCGUCGCCGCUGUUCAAAAAGAAGUGGUUUUUAAAGCAGUAUUGGUGCAGACCUUUUGCCACAUUUGUUUUCAGCUUCACUUUUUUGAGAAGAGUGCUGUUCAGUAUGCAAAUGUAUUAUUUUUUAAGAAAUGCUAUUGUACUGUAAAUAUCAUUGUGAAUAUUUUUGUAUCAUCUUAAUAAUGUUUGUCCUUCGAUCAUUAGUCGUUCGACCUAACCCGCUCCUCAGAUCCCACCUGACCACUGACUAUGUUUGUAACCAGCAUACGACAGCUGUCUCGUCUUCUUGCCGCUGGGGAAAAAAAAAAACAAAACAAACCAGCAAAACGUCUCAUAAGCUAUUCCCUCCCGGUGCGCUCUGUCUCACACCUGUCGCAUGCAGACAGGUGUCUCGUACCCCCCCACACCCCUUACCCCCCCAGCCACCCUGCAUCAGCUCAAAGUGAUCGUAUAACAUAUAAGUUUUCUAAAAAUGUCACACCUCAAGCUCAGUUUGAAGCAAUAUUUCCUUUCUGAUGUAUUUGAUUGAUUGUCGUCUGCUCAUGACUUUAUGUUUUCCAUUAUUCUGACCAGUAAUGGUUUUUAAAAAGACGUGGUAUCAGCCGGCUUUCAGUGUAAUUAGUAAGUGAGCUAUGUGAAUAUCAUAAUUGUUGCUAAUUGUGGAUACACAGUGGUAUUUUAAAGAUAUAUCACAACCAUAUUUUAAAGAAAUUCAUGAUAUUGUUUAUAUUUUUGUUAUAAAAUGUGGCUUUUUUAAAAGCAUGAGACCAUAUACAUUUUUAUCCCCUUUUUUUGGUAAAUUAUUUUGUACUGGUUUUCUUAUUAAACUGUAAGGCUAGAAAUCCAAUUUCUUUCAAUUGUAGCUGAUUAUGUGCUGGUUCAAAAUCUGCUUUUUUUUGUUUGUUUGUUUGUUUGUUUGUUUAAUGUUCAUGUAAAAAAUAUAAUUUGUUCCAGUACAACACGCUGACAUGUUUCAUAUUUCAGUCACUCGUGAAGUCCAUCUGUUAACAACACGCUGCCACAUUAUGUUCAUUUUUUUUAAUAUCUGAAUUGAAACUUUUAAUCAGUCCCAUGGAAGUUGUUAUCAUUUCAUAUUAUGUACAAGUUGAGCCAAUUUGAUGUGUUAGGCAUCACCCCAAAUCUGUAGUUGCACAAUCACAAUUAAGGGCCAUUUCUCUGGGGGAAGUUGUUUAAGAAAAAAAAAUAAAAAUAAAGCAAAAAAAUAAAGCAAAAAUUAAUUUAAAAAUUUUAAAAAAAAUACAGAAUGGAAGGGCACGUUCAUCAAUUGGCCUGGAGAUGAUUUUUUUUUUUUUUGGGCAAAGCUUGGUCAAACGUCCCGAGGAUGCCUGUAUAUAUGUAAAUGAAUAUAGAGACAUGUGAACAGAAAUGUAUUCAUUUUCCCUGGGAAUGUGCAUUGUUUCUUCAGAAUAAUAAAAAGCUUGCAACCCCUCUGCUGGAAGUGGCUGAAUAUGGAAAAUGAAACUUGUUAGUUAGUGUCUGUGGGUAUCUCUCAGCAUUUUGUUCCCCCCUCUGUAUAAUACUUUCACCUCUUCUGUUAGGGGAACUGGGACAGCUAUGUUUUACAUGUAAUAUUUAGCCUCUGUGUUCUAGUCUGUCACCUGCAUACUCUGAGGUGCUAAAGAUUAAAAAAAAAAAAAAAAAAAAAAGGUUACAAAGAAAACCCAGGGGAACGCUCGGAGGGGUGGGAGAAAGGCGUGUGCAGCAGCGGGAGGGAGGGACGGGUCCAGAAGAUUGUAACCAGAUCCAUAGUUUGUACAAUUUUUGAUAUCAUGAACAGAAAAUGAUACAAUCUAAGGUGAUUCAUUCAUUCAUUGUCUCUAUGUUUGUACAUUGUAUGUACAAUCAUUUCAUAUUCUAAACUGGUCAGAAAAUAAAGGAACUAAUUGUGAUUUUUAGUCUUGCAGAACUGUAUGUAGUUAGAUGAUGUGACAACCUAAUAUUUAUCUAAUAAAUAUGUAUUCAGAUGAUACCUGUA